This is a messenger RNA of Oncorhynchus keta (chum salmon), 1572 nucleotides long. RefSeq lists its product as uncharacterized. Gene Ontology annotation, molecular function: DNA-binding transcription factor activity. The record is from RefSeq and is a predicted model, not a curated record. Bases 49 to 849 code for a protein of 266 amino acids. NCBI's taxonomy places the organism in Eukaryota, Metazoa, Chordata, Actinopteri, Salmoniformes, Salmonidae. The transcript has 4 exons.
CAAUCUCAAAGAAGAAGAACGUAUAUUAGCUAACGCCGCAUUUUCGAAAUGGCAUAUCUCGAGUUCAAGUUUGAGGACGAAAUAACUAAAUACAUUCUUGAACAAGAAUUGGCAACGUCGCUGAAAUUCGUAAUAUUGGGAAAGGACAAAAGUUUUGGGCAAAAGGAUGCACAGCCUUUGGCACGGAAAAAACUCAGCUGGGAGAGUAAAAGUAUCCCGUUCAAUGGCGUUCCGUUUCAAGUUGUUGGCACAAAGACGUAUGAAUGCCACCAGGGCAAAGACAGACAGACAAAAGCCAAAGAGAAAUAUGCUGCUGAAAGAGACAAGAGAAGGAAAAAUGAAGUGUCAUCUGAACACCUUUGUAGUGGAAGAGCUUUUCCAUGGAGAGCAGCCCCUCCACCUACUCGCAGGCGCUAUUACCCUACUGACAGUGACAUAAGAAAUGUCAUGUUUAAGACCAAGCGGGCCACCGGAGACUCCAACAUUGACCGUCCAUACGAAGGUCCAUCUGGAAGAGGAAAGAAGAGGUCCUCUAGGAAGCUGUUGCGGUUACGGAGGCAAUGUGCAGGAUAUCUUAAAGACAUCACAGAACUCACUUAUCAUCUCGAAGAGGAACAGUACGUGACUGACCUGUCUUCACAGCUCAGAAGUGUGUUGCUGGAUAUGAAGGCCCAUGUUCCACAGGAUAAAGACCUUCCACUGACCUUUUCUCCAAGGAAGAGAAAAGCUGAGAUGGACAUGGACCUCAUUCCAACCAAGAGUGCAUCACACCCUUUCAUAGAUGGGUUAGAACAGCAUACAGAGGACAUAGUGAGCGUGGAUACCUUGUUGGCAUUGAGCCUAGGUUAGUAGGGCUGAGUGGAUAUCUUGUUGGCAUUGAGCCUAGGUUAGUAGGGCUGUGUGGAUACCUUGUUGGCAUUGAGCCUAGGUUAGUAGGGCUGAGUGGAUAUCUUGUUGGCAUUGAGCCUAGGUUAGUAGGGCUGAGUGGAUACCUUGUUGGCAUUGAGCCUAGGUUAGUAGGGCUGAGUGGAUACCUUGUUGGUAUUGAGCCUAGGUUAGUAGGGCUGAGUGGAUACCUUGUUGGCAUUGAGCCUAGGUUAGUAGGGCUGAGUGGAUACCUUGUUGGUAUUGAGCCUAGGUUAGUAGGGCUGAGUGGAUACCUUGUUGGUAUUGAGCCUAGGUUAGUAGGGCUGAGUGGAUACCUUGUUGGUAUUGAGCCUAGGUUAGUAGGGCUGAGUGGAUAUCUUAUUGGCAUUGAGCCUAGGUUAGUAGGGCUGAGUGGAUAUCUUGUUGGUAUUGAGCCUAGGUUAGUAGGGCUGAGUGGAUACCUUGUUGGUAUUGAGCCUAGGUUAGUAGGGCUGAGUGGAUAUCUUGUUGGUAUUGAGCCUAGGUUAGUAGGGCUGAGUGGAUACCUUGUUGGUAUUUAGCCUAGGUUAGUAGGGCUGAGUGGAUAUCUUGUUGGCAUUGAGCCUAGGUUAGUAGGGCUGAGUGGAUACCUUGUUGGUAUUUAUCCUAGGGCUGAUGACUGUGUGGGUUCUGCCACCAAUUCAGUAUAUUUUGGAUAGUGUAACU